GCUCUUGCUUCAGUUUACGGGUGUCGGGGACAGAGGCAGGAUGCAAGCCACUCUCUCCCUCGUCGUCUUCCUCCUGACGUCGUUGUUACCGUCGCUCCUGGGGCUGACCGUCGGCCCCACGGCCCAGACGCCUACGACCACGACCACGACGCCGCCGCCGACGCCCUCAGCGAACCUCUCGCUCAGCCCCGCGACCCCUGAGAAACGAGAUGAAAGUUUAACAACCCCAGCAGAGCCUUCCCUCACCAGCUCCUCUGUCAACGUUACCACAACCGCCGCCGCCGCUGCUGCUGCUGUGCUGCGACGCCUAAGGGCGGCCUGGCGGUGGGGUCCCCCCACUCGCCCCUGUCCUCCUCGUCUUUAUCCUCUUCUGCAGGAGAGGAGAUGCUGGUGCUGGAGGAGGUGGGGCGUCUCCUGGGACAGAUGCGGGAAGUGGCGGCCUCCAUGCAGGAGGCCAGAGACGAGCACAGCCGCCUGGCCCAAGCCGUGGCCCAAAUCAGCGCCGCCGUGAGGGACAUGGGCGAACACAACCUCCACAUCAAGAAGAAGGUGAGGAAGAUGUCCAAGGCCCUUCGCGGCGGCACCCACCACCGGAAGGUCAAGGACGGCCUCAAGUCGCUGCAGCGCGACCACCAGCGCAUCCUGCACGCCAUGAGCGUCAACGGCAUCAACGUGACGCGCGUCCACAACCACAACCACACGCACAACGGCACGCACAAAAACAACCAUCACAACCACAACCGCAACCACCACAACAACAACAACAACUCCACUUCCUCCGCAGGGCAGUCGGGCAAGUCCUCCUCCUCUUCCUCCUCUUCGGAGGAGAAGAAUAAGAAGAAGAAGAACAAAUCGUCCGAAGGGCGCCACUCCGAGGGUGGAAAGGAAGGAGGCGAGACCCCACGCAACGUCUCCCUCGAAUCAGGGGCGACUUCCUCCUCCUCCUCCUCCUCCUCCUCCUCCCCUGGGGGAGAAUCCCAGGAGACGCAGGUGUCCCAGGAGACCACCCUUCCCGAAGCUAUUGUGACAGACAACCUCAUCCCGGACUUGGUUGUUGAUCCCCCCGGGGCAACGGAUCCCCCCCUACCCGUGGACUGUACCGAGGUCAUGCAACGAGGCAAUUGGACAAGCGGAAGCUACAUGAUUCAGCCAAGAGGACUCCAGCAACCCAUCAAGGUCUGGUGCGACCACACGACCAACGGAGGCGGGUGGACGAUCAUGCUGGCGCGGAUGGAGCAAGAAACUCAGGAGAAUUUCGACCGCAACUGGACCGAGUACAAAAACGGGUUUGGAGAAGUCACCGGUGAACACUGGAUCGGCCUCGAUGCUAUGCACUCCAUGAUCAAGGGAAGGAACCACGAACUUCGAGUCAAUAUCACCGACUGGAGCGACAAUGAAGCUUGGGCAGAGUGGAAGGAAUUCAGCGUGGCGGGAGAGGAACACUUCUACCGCCUGAAGGUGAACCGGUACGCCAGCGGCUCUCAGGCGGGGGACGCCCUCAAGUGGCACAACACCAUGAAGUUCUCCACACCCGACAGGGACAACGACGCCAUAAUGGGCCACAAUUGCGCCAAGAAAAACCACGGGGGUUGGUGGUACCGGGGAUACCGCGGGUGCUACCAGGCCCACCCCACCGGCCGCUUCCAGAGGAACCCCAGCCCUCCCCCGCGUACCCCUGCCAAUUCCAGAAACUUCGACCUGGGCCCCGUGCUCGUGUGGCAAAACUGGCGCGGCGAAGACUACUACCCGAAGGCGCUCUUCCUGAUGUUCAGGCCAAGUCUCAACUAGAGAGCGAAGGGCCAGCGAAGGACUGGAGGAGCCUGGAGGUCGUCCUUCGGUCCUCCGGAGCAUCAGCGCUAGUCAGCAUCUAACAUCCACUGAAAGUGUGAAGGAGAUGAGUGGAGGAGGGGGGGUGGGGGGAGGGGAAACGAGAGCUGAUGAAGAUCAAUAAUAAAGGGAUUGGUGUGAUUUUCCUUGUUAUGUAGUUCGUUUACUUUUUAUUAUUAUUAUAUUAAGCCCUUACGAGAAGAGAGAAAGAGAGUUCAGUAGACUGGCUGCAUAGCCAUCAAGUGGUUAUAUAAUCUUACAUCUUUCAUCCUCUAGUUUUACUUGGUACGAGACGAGAGAGAAUCGACGUAUGAUGGUAUGGAGUGCUUUGUAUCCUGUCUUGAAAUCAGAUGUUGUUAAGUGUAAAGGCAUAUUAUCUAUAUAUCUAUGUUGAUGGUGAGGAUAUGAAGUGUGGUUUACAAAAUUUCAGUACCUAAAAGAUAUGACUUGAAAGUGAGUAAUCCCUUUGAAAUAUCUUUUCAUAUUUUUGAAUAGAAAAAAAGGUUAUUGAAUACUAUCUCAUACACAGGUAAUACCAUAUUAAUAUUUUUCGACAGAGGCAAGCAAAUCCAAAUUUCAGAUGUCACGAUGAAAUCUUUCUGAUUGCAGCAGCCCAUAUAUAUUCGGCAUUUUACCGAUGAAUCAGCAUAUUUUAUAGACAGCUUCUUGUAUUUUAGGCAGCACUCCUUCAUUAGUGGUUACUGGACCUCUAUAAAACUUGUAAAGUGUUAAGUAAAGAAGCAUUUAUUCUAAACUGUUACAACACUACAACUUCGGAAGGGUUGUAACUCCGGAAGAUAGAAACGCAGAUUGUUUGAAUCACAGUACUUGGUUCAUUAAGAGAAAGCGCCUGUUAACUUAUUGAAAGCAUAGAUUUUUGUCAUUUAUAAAGUAACCUUGGCACUUCUGGAGUCUGGGACUGGCGAACACUUCAAAAUCUGAGGGUUAUUUCUUGAUGUGGGACCGCAAUAAGGUUGUUGGUCGUCAACCUAUGCUUUCAACCAAGUUAAUCAAGCCAAAACAAAAGAUAAAGUUAAGGAAGAGUUUUGUUUUUUCUUUACUACAGUGACAGGUACGUUAAGAUUGGUAUAAUCACAUAUGAAACGAUAAAGCUGUAUUUAUAUAUAGAUAUAUUUUUAGGUACUAUGACUUGUAUCACGAGAGUAAGGAACAGUAAUGAGGCGAGUAGUUCGACACAUUUUUUCGGCUGGGGAGAGGGCCAACGUAACCCUUUGUGACCAAUGACUGCUGACGUCUUAGAAUUUGCGACUGAUUGCUGACACCAAGUCAUUUGUGGGAAGUCAGGAAACGUCAGGGGAUCUGCAGUGUUCAUGGGUGUCUAAUAUUUGGGGGACCAAUUGGCAGCAUUUUAAAAUUUGCGACUUUUAUAACUGACACCAAAGAAUUUUUGCGUGGUAUUAGUAUAAAGUGUAAUGUAUAAGAUCUGAAGGCCCAACUCAUUUACAGAGAUCAUGCUGACGUGUUUGUACACUGUGGAGGUUAGGUAACACCAAAGAAAACGUAUAGGCUACUCGAUUGUGCAAAAUUAUCAAGAUGUGUUGAAUUGUACUGGGUAUAAACAACACUUAUUUUCAUAUAAAAGGAUAAUGUUGAGUCCUCCAAAGAUGUUUAUACAUUGGGCCAAUUUGAUCAAGGACGUAUUUUAGCUAACGUACAGUUUGUUGGCUUCAUCCAAAGUGUAGAAAUUUUUGUGUAGUUUUUUUUUCUGUGUAAUUGAAGCAUUAAUUGAAAUUCAUAGGUUUAAGUCAUUCAGUAACUUUUAUGUUGGGAUUUCACUUCGUCCAAAAAAUUGCAGGACUGGCUUUUUUCACGUAAUUUGACUAAAACUGAUUCAGUUUCCACAGAAAGAGAAGGAAAAUUUUUUUUAUCGUUUUUGAGGAAUGGUUUCUAGAGAUGUCAAGUACCACUGCCAUUUUCCUUCAGCUCCCAUCUUGUUUGUCAAAUCUCAGAUAGACCUGUGUGUCAAGCAUUUAUUUCUCUUUCAGGUGACAGUGUCUGGAAAGAUUACCUCUUUGUUAUGUUUAGAAAACUGUCUGCCAAGGCUUAAAAAAAAAGAAAGUCGACUUGAUAAUGAGGAGCCAAAAUAGAUAAAUCCACCAUGGAAAAAAUAACUCGAUCUGAAUUCGUUUGGAAGUGUAUGGAAAAGUCUGUCAGCUGAGAAAACCUUACGUACUUGGCUAGUAGCAUCAGGAGAGAGAGAGAAAAAAUUGCUAAUCUAUGUAUAUGUUUCUACUAGAGCUCCAGUGGAGCUCCCAGCAUGAUCAUGUUUUGUGGCAAAUGUAUACAAAUCAAACGAACCCUUACAUAGCCCCAGUAAUGUCUGUUAAAUCGUAAGUGAGUAUUAUGUCAUAAAACAGCGUAUGGACUGUACUAAUUAUAAUAAUAAUAAUAACGGUAAUAUUCAUGUGAUCAAAAGUAAUAUUUACUCCCUUUUUUGAUGUAUGAUUCUGUGGUUCAUAAGGCGAGGAUGUUUGUUUGUUUGUUUGUUUCCUGGUGUAAUCAUUCGUCUUAUCUCGCUCUCCGACCACCUGCCAAGUCAUAGCCAGAAUGCUCUUCUAUCUAGUGGUCGCCUUUGUUCCUUCCAGUGGAUUCGUUCAUGUCUUCAUAAAUAAGUGGUUCUCUGCAUGAUGAGGAAUAAUACUUCACAAGCACACGAUCGUGACUACGAGCGCACCUGAUGUUUCACGACAAUGUAUUUUGCUGCAGUGCAAGAGUUAGAAAGUGAUCGAAUCUGUGUUACUGUGUUUAUGAAACUUUGGCGAAGUAAUCUUGAGUUCUGGUAUCACCUAAUGCAAGGUCCUUAGCUAACUCUCUGGGUCUUGACCUGGCGCAUAAAACGAAAAGGUCGCUUGAACUUUUACCAUGAAUUGUGUAUGCCUGUCUUGAUUUUUAGUCUUUAAUAAACAGGAGGAGACACAGUUUAACUUCACGAUUUCUCUCAGCUAUUCUAUGUGAUAAGAUCUUCCCUUACAGAGUUGAAGUUCACAUAGCCAUUCACCUUUCUUAGUUUACUGCACCUACUCACACACGAAGAGUAUUUUGACGCAGAGCGCACAAACCAUCUUGUCCCCUAUUAGAUCCACGCUAACGUUUUUCUUUUCUUAAUCGAGACGAAAGCGAGUAGCCUCUGCCACUCCAUCUCACGUAUAUGAGUCAUGGUAAGCUAAUCCAGUAAAACGGUCUGAAGCCAUUGGUGAGCUUGAUGGUUGCUAGUAUGCGAGUUUCUAACAACGCUGGGGGUUUGUUUGUCCUACCCUGGUUAAUCAGUUAACGACGAAGAAGACGACGACUGCAGCGAUGGGGAAAUUGUUCGGAAGCAUCUACGGAUUUCCUGUCUCGCCAGAACCUCCUCAUUUCAUAUUAACUACAUUUUAAAAACUCGAAACGUUUCAGUGCAUGCGUAUUAGGGACUAUAAUCAUAAUGGUAGUUGAGUUAGUCGUUUUUCUUCUUCCGUAUAUCUUCUCCACAGCAUACUGUAUUUAGCAAAGCCGCCGGAAGCGAGCGGCUCUUUUCAGUAGUUAAGUUUCCACAGUACAGAAUACAUUGUGGAUUGUUUGCCAAUGUGUAGCUGGGCUUAUACUUUAAUCAACCAUUUUCAUUUCCUUAAUUAGAGAGUUCACUCCACCACCACCAACCCUCUCUAGGUGAAGCUAGAUUUUUUGCAGACCUACUACGUGGCAGCAGACUUACUACAAAAGAUAGAUUUCCUUCUCCUGCAUAUUUUCCUUUCCGGGCACUUGUGUAUCUCUAACUUGCGGAAGUCACGAAGCAAUCCCAAUCUGAUUUGUUAUGGUUGAUGACUGGAGCCCUCACACAUGACAGACGACCCCUAUACUGCUCUCCACCAAUAAUGGGUUAACUAAGACGAACUCAAGUAGCUGGUUCUACUUAAAAAAAAUAAAGAAGAAGAAGAAGAAGAGUCAAGUGAGAGAGAAUCGAGAAAGGUCAUAAUAUUUACGAGGUCUAUGUACAGUCAGUCGGUGGCAUUCAAAAGCUUUUUUCGUCAAUCCGGGACACUUGUUGAAGGAUAACAAAGCUUAACAUUAGUUUCCAUUUGUGGCGGAAGCCAGCUGUUAUUCAUCCGUUGCUUAAGAAAUAAUUAGAAGCGUAAUAAUCCCAGUCCAUCCAGAAAAGAGAUAUCUAAUUAUAUAAGGUAUUUUAUCCCUUAACAAGUUCCUCGCCCAAUAUCAACCAGGCUUACUUUGGGCUUUCCUAACCCAUUGUUAACACUAAUCACAUUUCCAUAUAAUAAAUUUCAUCCAGCAAGGUCAUUAGUACCCCAGUAGAAGAAGGUCACCAGCUUUUGUGUUGACCCCACGACGUCGAUCUGAGCUGCCAUUAGGUUGAAGAGGUCGGGAUUCGUUUUUAAUUUCAUUGUGGAGUGCGGACGCGAGUCCUCACAGAGACCAACAAUCCCUUGCUGAUUAAAAUUUAUCAAGACACGUUAUCGUAGUCCUUACAACCACUACGGUGUUUAGCCACUGUAUGUUUUGUCUUUAAGUCCUUUUCAUAGUCAGAGAAACAUUAGAGUUUUUCAUUCAAAACUUUUUCGCUCAGUAUUUUCCACAGAUACUGUGAUGAUGAUGAUGAUCAACUCCAAAUCAAGACCAGACUUCACAGGAGUCAGGAGCAACAAGGAAAAAAGGGUUUCCGUCGGUUUGGUCGCUUCCGAAAUGACACCUUUCUCUUCACCGGGAAUUUCAGUAUUGGUUUCACCUGACUGGACCUUUUUCAUAACCAUCUAGAAUCGAUAUUUAAUGAAUCGUGUAUUUCACUGCUCUCUGUUCACAAUGAAAGGGUCAUAUAUUUCAGUGGAGUGCUAAAUUGAUGUCUUGUGUCUGUACUUGUCGAAUUUCGCGUUCUGUACCUGUUCAUGCUGUAUAAUGAGAGAUCGCAGGGAACGACCAAGCAAGGUAACCCCAACUUGUUGGUCCUUUCUCGUUCACACACACACACACACACACACACACAGAUACACAUACACAUAAGCACCAGGUGUUCCCAUCAGAUACUACUGCUCAGUAUUAUUGUAAGAAAGAGUUCAAUAUUUUCAUCUUUAAAAAAAUGGAGAGAAAAAGCUGUUAUAUACUUAUGUGAGGUAGAACUUUAGAUCAGGGAUUGAGCCUUUUUGCGUUAUUUCUUCAUUGGUCAGAUUACUCAAGAAAAUGUUAUCUCUCUGUCUCAUAUUUGUAUUCACAUUGGAAUAUGCUCUAUACUGUACAUGUUCAGUACAUAUCUGUAUAUAUUUUCUGUGCUACAUUUCACAUUUACGCAACAGUACUAUUUCCAACCCUUCAUGUCACACUAAUCCAGUUUCUGUCGCCAACGAACUUUUAAAAACUAACUUUCACGCUGAAACAAAUAAUGGGCAAAAUUAUCAAUGUCUACUAUUUUUAAAUAACGUAAAUCUCUGGAAUCUAAAAGACAUGAGUAGAUUUUCCGGCUCAAAACUUGCGCUAUAAUUCUGCCUCCAAAUGCAUUGGUUCAAGAGCUUUUGAUCACGGAGCAGUACAAAGCAUCAACCCAGAGGAGCAUAUUUAACACAGCCAAGAAAAAAAAUGUGCCAAAAAAAUAUUGUAUUAUUAAUUGUACGACUUACUGUAGGCCUUAAACUGUAGUUCUGUCUUGUGAAUAAAUUUAUACACUACUUAA
Molecule: messenger RNA, 7501 nt
Organism: Macrobrachium nipponense
Lineage: Eukaryota; Metazoa; Arthropoda; Malacostraca; Decapoda; Palaemonidae
Product: angiopoietin-4-like
Exons: 5
Coding region: 385-1788 (467 amino acids)
Source: RefSeq, a predicted model, not a curated record